Molecule: messenger RNA, 2495 nt
Organism: Frieseomelitta varia
Lineage: Eukaryota; Metazoa; Arthropoda; Insecta; Hymenoptera; Apidae
Gene: dyl
Exons: 4
Coding region: 192-1838 (548 amino acids)
Source: RefSeq, a predicted model, not a curated record
UUUUUCAGAGGGUAAACUGCGAGGCCCCGUUGGUCGACAGCAGCGCGCUGCCUCUGGAACACAGAUCGGUUUACGGUCCACCGGCGCAGUAUGGCCCUCCAGCGACGCACGCCGCCGAGGAGAAUUGGCCUCUCGCUUCCCCGGACACGCCUCAAAUAAAACACCUGCAGGUGCAAUGCGAGAAAACGCACAUGCGAGUGAACAUCGAGUUCGACAGGCCGUUUUACGGGAUGAUAUUCAGCAAGGGUUUCUACUCGGACCCGCACUGCGUCCACUUGAAACCGGGCACCGGCCACCUCAGCGCAACGUUCGAGAUCUUCUUGAACUCGUGCGGGAUGAGCUCGUCGGCGAAUCACAAUGUGGCGGCUUACGGGGCGCCGACGCCAUCAGGCAGUUACGUGGAGAACACCAUAAUCGUCCAGUACGAUCCGUACGUGCAGGAGGUCUGGGAUCAAGCCAGGAAGCUACGUUGCACCUGGUACGACUUCUACGAGAAGGCAGUUACGUUCAGACCGUUCCAAGUGGACAUGUUGCACGCCGUCACCGCUAAUUUCCUUGGCGACAAUCUGCAAUGCUGGAUGCAGAUCCAAGUUGGCAAAGGGCCAUGGGCCAGCGAGGUGUCCGGUAUAGUGAAGAUAGGGCAAACGAUGACCAUGGUCUUGGCUAUUAAGGACGAUGAGAAUAAGUUUGACAUGUUGGUGAGGAAUUGCGUCGCUCACGAUGGCAAGAGGGCACCUAUUCAGCUGGUGGAUCAAUAUGGCUGCGUGGUUAGGCCGAAGAUUAUGUCCAGGUUCCAAAAGAUAAAGAACUUCGGCCCAAGCGCCUCCGUUGUCAGCUUCGCAUACUUCCAAGCCUUCAAAUUCCCCGACAGUAUGAACGUCCACUUCCAGUGCGUGAUACAAGUGUGUCGUUACAACUGCCCGGAGCCGAAAUGUGGACAUCCUGGAUUAGAAUACGGUGCCCCUGCUGCGGCUCUCGCUCAGGAAUACGGUGCACCGGUUCAUCAGAGUCUCGGUGCCGAAUACGGAGCACCACCAGUACCUGAAUACGGUGUACCACCGGCAUUCGCUGAUCCUCGGCACCCUAGUGGGCCCGCUGGAGCUUACAGUGAACAGAACGCGGAUGUAGUACCAGCGCCACAAGCUCAAACCUCGUCCUCUUCGCCAAGUUCGACGCCGGGAGAUGCGACGGCCAGUAGCUCGCCACAAAGUCCGCAAGAUAACAUUCACCUUCCUCCACCUCCUCUUCCUGGUCAUCCAGCAGGAGCCUAUCAUACGGUGAAGAGAAAGGGAACCGCCGGUUCCGAGGAGCUCGAGGGUAACCUGGCCACCCUCGGAGGUCGGCCGAGGUCGGUUGAAGGUUUUCCAGCUGAGCUUAGAGGUGCCAGAAGACGAAGAUCCAGCGACGAAAUUCUGGAAGAUGAGGACUCCAGUAUCUACCGGACGGUCACCUUGGUCUCGAGCCACGUGUACAAGCGAGCUGCCCAAGAGAUGACCGACGUGAACACCUCGAGAACGAUUCAAGUGGUGGCACCGGGCGACGUGAACUUCGCCCUGGGCACGACGAAUUCCAGCAACGACACCACCGUCGUCAUACAAAACGCCAGCGCGUCCACCGAUCCCGAAACGAUCUGCAUGAGCCUGCCAGGUUUCGUCGGCGGCCUCGUGAUGCUGCUCCUCGUUGUGGUCGUCGCGUCCCUCGUCGCCGCGUUCCUGUUCGUUAGGGUGCGCGCCGUCGACCGGAAGAACAUCGUGGCCGGAAGCGGCUUCGUUCAUCCGGCGUACGCGGCGGAGAACUGCAGCGUGCCGAACCCGGAAUUCGUGAAGGUGGCCAACUGAGACGUCGCGACGAUGACGAACGAGAGAGGACGAUUUUUUUUCCCCUCGGUUGGCUGGAAUAUAUAUAUAUAUAUAUAUGUUCGUUUAAUUUCAACGGCCGAGUUGCCUCGGACAUUCUCUCCGUUCUUUCGGUAUUUCCUCCCUCUCACAACAUCCACCACAACUGGAAUUCAGCUUCUCUACCCACUUCAGCUCCUCUCUUCUCCUUAGUCGAAUCUUAUUGUUGAUCGAUCGAACGCGCGGUUCCUUCGGUCGAGCUCGCUUGAACGAAAGAACAGACGGAAUGCUCGGGCGUAUCGUGUAAAUAAGCGCGCUAGAAACGCGUGAAAGGUGUGAAGGAGGAUGAAUCAAAGAAUGUUGUAGAGUGACGCGUGUAGGAGGACGUUUCACCUGCCGCGAUCGUCACGAUCGCUGCCAUCAAUUUCUCUCCACAUCCAUACCUUCCUCUUCCGUCUACAAACUCCGUGGAAACUAGCUUCGAGAGCUAUUUGCAGAAGAUGGAACGCCACCAUUUGAUUUUGAUAAUUCUUUUUCUGAUCACUCGUCCAGGUUGUUUAUUAACCUGAAUGAGGAUCACAGUCGAGGAAUUGUCGUUUAUUGGAAAUUUUUUAAUAAUAAUAUGUAUGUGUUUAUAUUUAUAUAAAUUAUUUAAUAAUA